Molecule: messenger RNA, 934 nt
Organism: Rhizophagus irregularis DAOM 181602=DAOM 197198
Lineage: Eukaryota; Fungi; Glomeromycota; Glomeromycetes; Glomerales; Glomeraceae
Source: RefSeq, a predicted model, not a curated record
AAGAAAUUUUGUUCGCAUUUAACAUUUGUAAAUAGUAAUUUUUCUUUUACGAGAACUACCAUGGCACGUUAUCCACUUGCGAUUAAAAUUGCAAAUGUGUUUGUUUAUAUCUUCCUUCUAGGAAGCAACGUAUACUCCGGUCUUUUUAACCGUGAAAGCGAAAAUUCCCCAUAUGGUGGUAAACAUUUAACUUAUAUUUCUCCAGCUCCUUUCGUAUUUGGUGUUUGGGGCCUUAUCCAUUUCUUGCUAGGUGGUUUCGUUAUUUAUCAGUGGUUCGGAGAUCAAGAUCUUGUUCUUGAUGGUAUUAACUGGCACUUCGUCAAUAUCACCUUGUUGAACACUUUAUGGCUUGCUCUUUGGCACAACGAUCACCUUAUUCUUUCAUGGAUCGUCAUCCUUAUCACUACAAUACCAGUUUCAAUGAUUUAUGCAGUUAUUAAACGACGUGAUGGCAACAACAUUAAUGAAAUUAUAUGGAUUCGCGCUCCAUUCUCUCUUUAUCAUGCAUGGAUCCUUGUGAUUGCUUUCAUUAGCACUUUCGCUGCAUUCGCAAAUGAUAAGAAAAACGAUGAUAGCCAUCCAAGUCUCGUCGUUAAAAUCUUUGUUGUCAUUGCAUUAUUGAUUCUUGCAAAGUUAGGCACAAUUGGUUACCUCUAUAAAGGAAAGGGUGAUAUCGCCGGUUCUAUUGUUAUUGCUUGGUACUUAUAUGGUGUCGCCGUUGAACAAAAUGAUCAAGUUAUUCAUUGGACCGCUUUAGUUCUUGCCAUUAUUAGUUCAAUCGUUAUUCUUGGGUCUGUCAUCCAAAAAAUCCGUAACAGACACAGUGAAGAAUCUACUCCUUUAAUAGGUGGUGUUUAAAUGAAUAUACGAAAAUUCUUUUUUUUUUUACAUAAUAAUCAAAUUUAGUAUAUAUAUGUAUGUAUGUAUGUAUGUA